Messenger RNA from Cheilinus undulatus (humphead wrasse), 3013 nucleotides. RefSeq names its product proline rich 5a (renal) (gene prr5a). The coding region runs from base 205 to 1599 and encodes 464 amino acids. The record is from RefSeq and is a predicted model, not a curated record. Gene Ontology annotation, cellular component: TORC2 complex. Gene Ontology annotation, biological process: TORC2 signaling. The transcript is spliced from 11 exons. NCBI's taxonomy places the organism in Eukaryota, Metazoa, Chordata, Actinopteri, Labriformes, Labridae.
CACACGCAUGCUUCAUGAAUGAGUCCCCCUCCACCGCACCGCAGGUCGGACCCUUCAUCCGCCUGCACCCUGAUGUCCGUGUGGGUGCGCAGACGGGCGGGGAACAGAAGAGCCUGCCGUGAAUGAGAUCUCGGACAGCAAACGCAACCGACCAGCGCUACAUGACCGAUUCAUCCGUUCAGGACCGACACAGGAUACGACACGAUGCUUGAUGGACUCCGGCGGAGGCACGCCUCCCGGCCCUCCUCCAGACCCUCCUCCCGUCCCCUGUCACUCAACUUCAGCACCUUCUCAGCACCUCCCCCCAGCCCGGACAUGGACACCAACAGUGAGCAUCCAAUCAGGAGGACUUUACACCGACUGAAGUUGAUGAGCUCCCCUAGCCUCAGUGAGCUGGGGAAAAGUGAGAAAAGUUCACCAGAAGACAGAGGGGAGAAGCAGAAGAGGGCAGGGGCCAACGCCACCUGGAACAGCAUCCACAACGCUGUAAUAGCAGUCUUCCAGAAGAAAGGUUUGGCAGAUAACGAACUCUACGUCCUCAACGAAGGUGUCCGGCAUCUCCUGAAGACUGAGCUGGGAUCCUUCUUCACAGAGUACCUUCAGAACCAGUUGCUGACAAAAGGGAUGGUGAUCCUUCGGGACAAAAUAAGGUUCUACGAAGGUCAGAAGUUAUUAGACUCUCUGGCAGAGACCUGGGACUUCUUCUUCUGUGAUGUCCUCUCUAUGCUGCAGGCCAUUUUCCAUCCAGUUCAGGGUAAGGAGCCCUCUGUCAGACAGCUAGCUCUGCUUCACUUCAGGAACACCAUCGUCCUAAGUGUGAAGUUAGAGGACGCCCUGUCUCGACCUCGAGCCCGUGUGCCCCCCUCAGUUACACAGAUGCUGCUAAUCUUACAGGGCGUCCAUGAGUCUCGAGGUGUGAACGAGGAGUACCUGAGGCUUGAGUCUCUGGUUCAGAAGGUGGUCUCGCCCUACCUGGGCACCCAUGGGCUUUACUCUGGAGAUGGUGCUGAGGCAAACUGCUGCGUUCUAGAGAAGUGUUUGCCAUGGGGCUGGCCAAAGUCUGCAGAUCAACCGUCUAAGAACCCCGUGGUACGAUCAAAAAGCUACAACAUCCCUCUGCUGCUGACCCCAGUGGCCGAGUAUGACCCAGAUGCCAGUUCUGUGGGCAGUGGAGGAAUUAGGCGCCACUCCGCCUGUGAGAUUAUAUCAUGCCUGGAGGAACAGGGACUGGCCUACGCUGACCUGGCUUCAGGAUCUGAACUGUCUGGCCCCACCUCCAACAGGCUGUGUGUGGCCUCUCAGUUCAAUGGUAUCUUACAAGCAGGAUCGAGUGCAUUAGACUUGCCUCUCUCCUCUUCCUCCAUCCUUCCCCUUCAUUCCUCAGGGGCUCUGCAUGGCACCGAGGCCACUACAACAAUGACUGAUCUCAGUAUGGGUGCAUCCUCCACACCACCCAGUGAAUCAUCAAGCCCAGAAACCAUAAUUGGACAAGUGCUGGAGUCUGCAGACUCAGACUCUGAUGGGAUAUUUAUUGAUUUCCCUUCUCACUCCUCGGAGGCUCUGGGGUACAACCGCGAGAGCAGACAGAGCACUGUGUAGCUGUGGCUGCCUUUAGGAGCGCACCACAGUAACUGUGCAGUAAUAAUCUGUGAUUACAACAGAUUACAAAAAGCCACAUUUCAUUAAAUGGGUACCAUCUUUUUUUUCUUGCUGUAAGAUGAGGACUUUUCAUAGCAAAUCCAUUCCAAAGUGCUUUCACCAGCGGAUGAAAACCUCUUUAGCUUUUCUUCAUCAGAACAAAAAAAUAAAUCUAAGAAAACUUUACAGUAGAGACUUGAAUGCUGUACUGAGUUUUCAUCCAUAUUUCUGAGCUUUUCAACAUAGCUCACAUUUUCACUGACAUGAAAUCUCAUAAAAACGACCAAAAGCAGGAUCAAUUUGAUUUAAGUACUGGUAUUGUUUUUGGUUUAAUACCUACAUUUUUGUCCGGAAACUACUCAAACACAUCAGUGAUUUUUGUUUGAGAUAUUUAAGUUUAAAUGGCUCCUAAAGGGUACUGUUUUACUUCUGUUUACGUUAUGUAUGCUUAAAACUACAUUACCCAGCUGUUAAAGGAACUGCUCAGCUAACUUGUAUUUGAAAUAAUGCUCAUGUACUUUAAGUGUCAUAGACACACUAGAGUGUUUAGAAAAUGUUGAGAGAAGGACAAACCCUGAGCCCUACAAAGUUUUAAUCUACAUAACAAAAAUACAUAUGAUGCUUUACUGAUGAAUCACUAUGCUAACCUUUAGUAGAAAUUGAAACCAAUAUAAAUUAAGAGCUGAAGUUAUAGGGUUUUACAGGGCAUCGGUUUCACACCUCUAAUGAAAGGUUGGAUGUUACUACCAUAAACAAUAUGGUAAUUACAAAAAAACGCCUGUUUUUCAGUCGUCUUUUAUACGCAACUUUUGAUCUUUUGUAUUUUCUUUUUACGCUCAGUUGUUUGCCGCUCAUCAGCAAUAUAGUAAUAAGAUCUUGUGCUCUACUUUUGUACAACAUCUUAUGAAAUUUGGACUUCUUUGUUAUUUUCAUUGCCAGCAGUGAUCAUAGGUCUAUCUCUAUCUUUCCUUCUUUACAGUGAACAUCGGUGUGACAGCGUCUGCUUUUCUGUAUUAGCUCUGUACAGCAGGAGUUUUUAUGAGGAGUUAUUAUGAUGUUAAUUGUUUACAUUCGACUAAGACAUGACCAUUUUGGCUGAAUGUCGUCUCAUACACUGUAUUUUGCACCACCACUACCUUGUACAUAAAAGUGCUUUGUUGUUUUUUAGGACGGCUAGAUAGUGUAAAGUGAGCUUUUACCUUUAAAUGAAUUUAAAUUUUACUAAGGGCUUUUUAACUAAAUCUUUUUCAAAUGAUGUUUUACCUCAAGCGUUUUGUACUUUACUUUUUUGACAAUCUAUGAUGUCUAUGGAGUUGUACUUUGUAUUAAUUUGUUAUACUAGCCCAGUGAAAAUUAAAAUAAAUUUGAAUUGUAU